GUGCUGCAAGGCCAAGCCAUGUUACCAGAAGUGAUUUUGAUGAAAUGAGGCAUCUCUGCAAAAAGUGUCACUGUGGAAAUCCAUUGUAAAUCCAGGUUGGCUGCUGCGGUUGUCCUCUGUGCGGGAGCAAGCUCAAAACCUUUCAGUGCCACCUCCCAAGCUAUACUGGGGUUGAUUUUUGUUGUAUUUUUAACAUAGUUUUUUGUGGAGUAUUCUUUUGAUUUGAAAGAUCAGUAGAACAAUAUACACAAUACGCAGCACACAACACAUCCAUCUGGGUAUUCUAAGAUGCAGGAUUUCAGUUCCAAAUGUGUUUUUUAGUAUGGUAUGUUGUGUUCGAGGCUUUGUUUCCUCACACAUCCUACACACGUCGUUUGCAAAAUUGGGACUGUAUUUUGCAUGUAACCAUACCCAAAUUUCCCUUUUAUACUGUUCAGACCAAAAAACCCCAAAACAUUUUCUUGAAGUGUCUGAUAUUACCUCGUGUCACUUACCUAUAUUGACCAAGGAGUGGAAAGGAUAAAAAGUUUUAUUCAUGCGUGGCAGGAAGGACAGACCAAAGGCACCAUUCAACUACUUCAUAGCUGUAGCACCAUGAAAUAAAACUAGGCCAAGCUAUUUUUAUGUAUAUUUCAUUAUAGCUUACUCAUAUUUCAUUUAUACCACAAUAUACUUCAGGCUCAUUUUCUGGCAAUUAAUUGCUUUUUUAAUAUGCCCAAAUCUAGGGUAUGAACCCCAGAAGUACUAGCGCGACAACGUCUUUAGAAAUGGUCAGUAUUUUAGCCAUAAAUUACAACUUUGCUGACCUGUGCUGUAUCUUCUUUAAAAUCCAUUUUGCUUUAAAUCUGAUUAAUUCUUUAUGGCUGAAAUUCCCUCACAUGGCAAUUUGAAGAGAGAAUGUCCUUGGCUGUGAUCCACAGUGAUGGUGUAUGAAAUGAGCACAUCCACUGACUCGGCCUACUUCUGAUUCCCCAAGACAAGAGAGAGUCUUCACAUGAACAGCCAGAUAGUGGGAGCACACAGGCUCAUAUCACACGGCUUUCCCUUCACAAUAUGGCCAAACAGUCUCACUGUCUUUUGUGUGCGUGUUUGCGGGGGGGUAUUUGUGAGUAUAGCAACCUUUCCUUAACAAUACGGCAUGUGUGCGUGUGCUUUUGUAUGUGUGUGUUCAUGAAUACGAGUACCAGCACCUUCUAAACACUGCCCUUUUGUUUGCCUGUAUGUGCUUGUGUAGCAUACUGUAGAAAGAGCCCCAUUUGAGCCUGUACAUUUGUGUUGCUGUGCACACAAUAAAAAGGGGAAAAGAUUGGUUACUGAUGUGAGGUUCAUUCAUAUUUUUUUGGGCAAUUUCUUGUGAGCAAAAGAAGUCAUGGAAACCAUUAGCAGUGCAGAUGCUUGUUGCCAAAAAAAUCACAACCUUAUGUUGUAUCAGCUGAAGGACAGUUUGUCUAACCACUCAGCCAACCCAGUGCCCUAUAAGUUAGUGUGAAAAUAUUUCACGUGAAUGCUAACUUGUAUGUGUAUGGUUGUGUAAGGAGGCCUGCAACCCUGCAGCCAGCCAAGAAUGUCUAUAUUAGAUGUUGGACUAAAAGACCCCGAUUAUGUUCAAUAUGCCAAAUGCCAUCCUCCACACCUUCACUACAUGUAGGUCACAGUAUUUACUGGAUUGGAUGUAGAUUGUUUGAUGGAGAAUUAUCCAGUAUAGACUUAAUCCUCAGGGAUACUGCACUGAAAGAGUGUGUCAAAAAGAAAGUCAAGAGAGGACAGGUUUACUGCAUGUGUGUGUGUCUAGCUGUUAGUAGGCUACGCAUGCUCACCUCUGUGUACUUGCUCUAUUUACAGAGUCCUACAGUAUCUUACCUUCCCUGUUUUGCCCUUGACUUUGACAUCUCCUCUUACUCUUUAUAUUCCUAAAAUGUAUGAUGCUAACUGAGUUAUUUUACCUAAAAGGCAUCAACUGUCAUGGAAGAGAUGCUACGGCUGGAGUAAUAAGAGUUAAAGUGAUAGGGCGGAUAAUAUAGAUGUCCUUUGGGAGGCUGUAAAAAGACAGAUAUUAAUAUAGUCACUGAAAUAUACUGCAGUUGUUUCUAUGUCCUUGCAGCAAGCAGGUGCUGGUGUUACAUAAAAACCUUUGUACCUGUGGAAAAUGAUCUCAUGAUGCUUUUAACGGUGAUGCUUUUGCCUCUUUUGCCUUUAUUAAAACUGUACAAUGGGGUAUGGCUUUAGUGGACUUUCAGGGGUUAUUCAAGUGGCAGUAAUUAUCACUGAUAAUUAUAAGAAGAGGAAGAAAUGAAAUUGUCUUAACUUGCUUGAUAUGGUACUCCCAUUUUAUCUAAGUUUUGAGCUUUUGAUUGCAAUGCCAGGGAUUAAACAUCAUUAACUGAGUCAUUCGUUUAAGAGUUUUGCUUAUUUUCUUUUAUGUCUUCUUUGUCAACUUCUGUGCAAUGAAUUUCUGUUUGCCUCAGACAGCAUUGAGUCAGACUAGUUAAAUUAGGUGUGCUUUUGUGAGAGGGGUGUCACUCAGGUAUUUGAAUUCAAUGGUUUGUGAGCAAGGCCAUUUUUAAGUGGCACUUGUUUCAUCUACAUUGUAUGCGCACUAUUAAAUGUGCAGGUGUGGGUGUAUUUCAGCAUAUGCGCAUUUCCUUGUUUGUCAUUCUACUCUAUGAAUGCAGCAAGUUGCCAUGGGAACUAUGACAUUUGUGAUACCAUGUGAUUUUAUCCAUCAUUCUCAGGAAAAAAAUACACUUUACUGUGAGUGGUCCGUGGUCCCUUUCCGGCAACAAGAGGGUCAGCUUUGCAGUUUCCUGACAUGUUUUGGCUUCUUUGUAAAAGAUGUAUUUGGAAAUUUGUAUUGGCAAAGGGGGUGCUGUACCUUUUGCUUGUCCACCUAUUCUCCUGAGAUUUUAUUUCUGGUAAUGGCAUACUCUGACUGUACGCUGUACCAUAAUUGUCCCACUCAAACUAGAUUUCAAAGGGAUGAAGAUGUCAUGAUCCUGGAUAAUUUGUUAUCCAUACCACUUUCAUGUCUGUAGUGUAAAUAUGACGCUAUCUCCUGCAGCAGCUUAGCUUAGCAAUAAGGCUGGAAACAGGGGGAAAUGGCUAGCCUGCUGUCUGUGUUGUCCAGCUGAGACUAGGAAAUACUGCAACUGGUCAAGAAAUAUAGUGUGAAUUUAACAAACAAUAUAACAUGCUAGAGUUGCUGGUAGGCAGACUUUGUUAACUAUUCACAGAAUCAGGCUAGCUGUCCCCCCCCCCCCCCCCCCCCCCCCCUUUCCAGUCUUUGUUCUAAGCGAAGCUAACUGGCUUCUGGCGGUAGCUUCAUAUUUAAUAACAUGAUAGUGAUAUUGAUCUUCUGAUCUAACUCUCGACAAGAAAGUGAAUAAGCACAUUACCCAUCAAGCUGUUUCUUUAAAUCUGAAUAAAUUUCACACACACAGCAAUAUUGAAGGCAAAAAAACCUUCUGUAUUCUAACCUUGAAUGCCUAAAAUAUGUACAGUAAGUCAGAUGCUUACAAGCAUUUUGUGGACAACGUGGACAUUCAGACCUGUGUGGCAAUGCCUGAGGGACAGUUCUUUGUGUCCAGCAUUCCACUGGUGCCAUUGUCGCAUGUCAAAACAUGUACCAACACACGUCAACACAUACAUGUACACAGAAACACACACCGUCUUUGUGUUAGCCCUGAGGGAGGCAGAGAAUGUGUUAAAGGCAAACCCAUUCCAUUAUGUAAGUAGGUAUACACCAAUGCACACACAGAAAAACAGCCAAAAGCUGCUGGUGAGCUCGCAACUGGGGGCCUCUGACCCACAUAGGGCCGUUUGCAGGAUGCGUCCCACUUUUCCACUUGACCAUGUAUCAUUAACUCACUCUCUGCUCUCCUAGGGGCUGAGCUCGAUUGUGGUCCCUGUUCACCUGAGCUCACAUUGUCAUUAUUGUCAGUCAUGUUGAGUAUACAUGACACGCUGCUCACAAACACAAAACACCAACACUAUACUGUCUGGUUACUUUUUAUCUCCUGCUUUGAGUUGCCAUGAUCCCAUAAAACACACACACACACACACACACACUCCCGUGCGCACACACACCUGUGCUGUCACAGUCUCACAAAGCCCAUGGUGUCUGCCAGUAUCAAAGUGGUGUCCUGGGGUACUAAAGUGCAGUGUCUACCAUUUUAGCCACUGUGUUGCCUCAGCCUCUGACAUACAUAGAGUUCCUCAUUCUCUCUCUCCCGAUCUCUCUCUGCAUCUCUCUCACACACACAUUCUGCUCUCAGUCUCCACUCCAGCUGUCUCAUUCUCCUAUUCCCUCUUCCCACUCUGUUUUUUCCUCCUCCUCCUCCUUCCCUCUCCUUCUCUUUCUCUCUCUUACACACAUGCAUACAGAUGCACAUACACAUCCUCUCUCUCCCUUCCUCUCCUUAUAUUCACCAUAUCCACCGGCAACUUCGCUGAGGAGCCUCCCUCACCAGCCUGUGGAUCCCUACAUUUGACUAAUUAGCCUUGAAGUGCUGUUGAAGAUCAUCAUAUUUAGCUUAGCGACCUAGCGGUAGAGUGCAGACAGAUAUAGACUAGGCUGGCUGGAGGCUGGGUGCCUGGCAGUGUGGCAAGCUCUCUCUCUCUCUCUCUCUCUCUCUCUUUCUCCCCCCCCAGUGCCGAGGGCUUCUCACUGGUGGAGCGGUGGAAGUGAAGGGUGGUUUUGCUUUGAAAGAGACGAGAAGGGGGAAAAGAGAAAGAAGCGAAGCUGAAACCACAACGCAACCACAGAAUGGGAGUCCGCUGCAGGAGCAAAUCCUCCUAGAGACGCGGAUUCUGAGGAGGCAGCGGUCACUGUGCAGCAGCACUGAUUCCAACAUACAGAGAUUUAAGAUGAUUGACAGUCAGCUGUUAGCACAGAGGAGGACGAUGAGGAACCUUCCUGAUGAAAGAGGCCAGCAGAAGACCAGCACCUACAUCGUGCCCUGCUUCCUCUUUGUGGAGCUGGUCAUCAUGGCAGGGACGGUUCUGUUGGCGUACUACUUUGAGUACACGGACACGUUCCCCGUGCACAUCCAGGGCUUCUUCUGUUUUGACAAAGCCUACUCCAAGCCGUACCCAGGACCAGAGGACAACAGCAAGGCGCCGCCAGUCCUCGUCUACUCCCUCGUCACUGCCAUCCCCACUGUGACGAUUCUGAUCGGGGAAGUGACCAGUUUCUUUGUGAAGACAGAGGGAGCUCAGGAGAAGACCAUAGUGACCGCUGACUGCUGCUAUUUCAACCCUCUCCUCCGUAGGAUCGUACGUUUUCUGGGUGUCUACUCCUUUGGCCUCUUCACAACCACCAUCUUUGCCAACGCAGGUCAAGUGGUGACAGGAAACCAGACGCCUCAUUUCCUGUCUGCCUGCAAGCCAAACUACACAGCUCUGGGCUGCCAGUCUCCGCUGCAGUACAUCACAGAGCGCAGAGCCUGCACAGGAAACCCUUACCUGGUGGUGUCUGCCCGCAAAUCCUUCCCCUCCAAAGACGCAGCACUCAGCUUUUAUUCAGCCAUUUACACAGUGAUGUAUGUGACUCUGGUGUUCCGGACCAAAGGGACCCGUCUGACAAAGCCCACCCUGUGCCUAGUGCUGCUGUCUCUGGCCGUGCUGGUUGGGGUGAUGAGGGUGACUGAACACAGAAACCACUGGAACGAUGUCCUGGCUGGGUUUAUCACAGGAGGGGCCAUCGCUGCCUUCCUGGUGUCAUGUGUGAUCAACAAUUUCCAGCAAACCCAGAUAGCACUGCCGACUCCUCCACCUCCACAGCGACCAGAGCCCCCCAUGGGGCUGCCUCUCCUCAGCCUGCCCCGUGUUGAGAGUCCACUCGAAAAACUCCAGGGCUACCGUAUUCUGAGAUCACAUGACCAUCAGCCAACCCCGUCCCCCGCCCCUCCCGAUGUGCUCCUCCCCUCACGGCGUUGCCUCACCAGCGCAGUCUAGACCUGCCCACUGAAUGCCCCCCGCCCUGCCCUGCCCACCCUGAAGGACGACAUCCUCUCCGACGAGUCAAAUCCACACAGGUCUGAAGGUCCAUUAAUCACAGGAGGCAGAACAGCAACACAUGCACAUGGAGGCUGAAACCUGUCAUCCGCUAAGGACCAAUAGGAGAUGGAUAAAUUUCCUUCUGUCAUGUACUGUCCUGUUUGACCUCCAAGAUGGCCUCAUUUUUCUUUCAGGUGUAAAAGACCGAAUGAAAGAUUUGCCAAAGCCAGAGCUGUUGAAGCAAUACUGUGUCCUAUUUCCUUGUCCUGUUUUCCACAAAGACCCAACAGUGACUCUAAAGACUGUUGGCUGGUGAUGACUUGAUGAAACACUUGAUUAAAUCAAAAAAACUCAGCGGAGCUGAGGGUUUUCUUAAUGAUCUAAGAAAAUCCCAAUCACUGGUGGAUCGUCCUCAAAAGACCAUUUUGUAACACUCAGGACAAUACAAUGGAAAAAAGACUAGAUCAAAAAUGAAGACCUUGAUGUAAUCAAAAUGCAGGUACUGUCAAGUAUUAUGGUACAGAUUUUUUUCUGUCCUCAAAACUAACUAAAGAGAUGCUGUCAAAGAAGAAAGCACUUUUGUAAAUUAUACCACAGAUGAACAAAUUUAGUGUUCAGUAAACUGUGUCGUGUUAUCUUGUUUGUUUUAGGGGAUAUGGGAUUGAUCUUUAUACACACUAGAGCUGUGCUUGUGAAACCACACUUGUUUUGGGGCAUCCAAAUCCUAAAUCAUCCCUGAAGUGAACUGAACUAGAUUUCCAUUAUCCACAAUAUCUUUUAUCUAGUUACGAUUCAGGUGUGUGUGUGUUUAUAAAUGUCCGUAGGUUCUACGUCCAUGCUGUGAAAUAUUUGGAAAGCUUUAUCAUCUGACUUACUUGCCUAUUCUCAUGUGGAGUUCUUUGUUCGUGUUAGUUUGCAUAAAAGUCUCACUUUCUCUUUCCCUUACCCCAUUCAUGCCCCAGCUUUUGUGUCUCAAAAUUACAUUUAUCUAAAUGUCAAUGUGUUUGUUCCCUUUGCUUUCCAAAAUUAAUGUUUUUGAAGAGUUGUAUGGCAUCAGUUGUUGUUGCUACUAUUUGUGUCCUGUUCAAUUAUUUCCAGAUUUCCCUGCUUCAGUCCACCUUCAAUUCCUCAAACUAACUUUAGAAAACCAACAGCACAGACCAGUGUGUAACACAGAGGUGAGACCUCUGAGUUUUGUAUAGUUUUGUACAGUAUAUAGGUUUCUCUACACAGUAUAUACUAAAUUAUCAUUAUGUUUAACUUGUGUGAACAAUGUGAAGCUACCUAAAGCUGUCUUGUAGGAACAUGAGUAGUAGCCUGAUCUAAAGCAAGAAUGUAGCGCAGUGGAGAAGUGUGUGACAUCAGCAAAACUGCAUACAGCCGGUGUGUUUGGCUCACAACUUGCUUUGGUUCUUCUGCUCAGUUCAAAAAGACACUGCAGGCAGGCUAUACUAGUAGGAGAGUACGCAGUGGGUUAUAUAAAGAAGACAUUGCUAUGGUUUUAUUAAGCGUGUGUGUGUGUGUGUGUGUGUGUGUGUGUGCUUAUUGGAUUUGUGUGUAUGUUUAUAAUGAGCACAUUGUACGGCAGCAUAACUGUUAAUUUGGCAAUCUGCUUUCUUAAGUUAAACUGUCAAAAGUAGCUGCUAUAAUUACACACUUGUGCUUGUGUGUAACUGCAGGCCUUCAAAGGACCCCUGCCAAGGCGUCCUACAAUGCCUGUUAUAGCAGAAGGUGUUCAUUAUAGCUCUGAGAUUACCUAAAGUAAAACCUUUCAGUCAGAAGUUUUUAUAAACAACUGAAGAGGUAGAGAACACCAUAACUGUCAAAAUAAUGUUAUUUUCAUGUUAAAAUGUCUCUGUUUUGUAUUUAUUUACCAAAAUAAAUUGCAAUUACCACA
Messenger RNA from Micropterus salmoides (largemouth bass), 7891 nucleotides. RefSeq names its product phospholipid phosphatase-related protein type 5-like. The transcript has 9 exons. Bases 4864 to 5952 code for a protein of 362 amino acids. Gene Ontology annotation, molecular function: phosphatidate phosphatase activity. NCBI's taxonomy places the organism in Eukaryota, Metazoa, Chordata, Actinopteri, Centrarchiformes, Centrarchidae. The record is from RefSeq and is a predicted model, not a curated record. Gene Ontology annotation, biological process: signal transduction; phospholipid metabolic process; phospholipid dephosphorylation.